GGCGGGGCUUGAGGCUGGGGUGGGCGGGGCCUGCGCCCGGAGCUCCCUGGGUAAGGCCCAAGAUGGCUGCCUCCGCGUAGUACGCGUGUGAGGCUGGCCAGGACCGUCCCUGUCGUCUCCUAGAAAGCUACACCUGGCUCUCACUCUUCUGCUCGUGCGGCGUGCAGUUGUAAGGGAGAGACGAGAGCCAUGGCAGGGAGCCUCUCUUGGGUGGCUGGCAGGGGCCUAGGGGGCUGGGUGCCCCUGGCCUGUAGAAGCUUCUUUCUGGGUGUUCCUGGAUUGUUCCAUGUAAGGGUCACCCUCCCGCCCCCCAAAGUGGUUGAUCGUUGGAACGAGAAGAGGGCCAUGUUCGGGGUGUAUGACAACAUCGGGAUCCUGGGAAACUUUGAAAAGCACCCCAAAGAACUGAUCAGGGGCCCCAGAUGGCUUCGAGGCUGGAAGGGGAAUGAAUUGCAGCGUUGUAUCCGAAAGAAGAAGAUGGUUGGAAAUCGGAUGUUCAUUGAUGACCUGCACAACCUUAACAAACGCAUCAGCUACCUCUACAAACACUUUAACCGACAUGGAAAGUAUCGCUAGAAGAGAAAGCUGGCAACUGUGGAAGAGGCACAUCAAUCCCCCAGGAGAGGGGGGACAGUACUUUACUUUAUGAAGAAAGGGAUUUGUAGACUCUGUAAUAAAAUGGGGCUCCUUUGGAAUCUGCUGUCCACACACUUUAUUUUCCUCCAGAUGCUGCUUUUACUUGUUACAUAGACUAUGCAUUCUGACCCAUCCCUAAGUCUUAGAGUCUUAGGUUUGGACUUCACCACUUGCCCUUUGCAGUCUAGCCAUACCUGUGGUCUUUAAAAAAGAAAGGUUGUUGUUGGCAUUUUUUGUGGUAGUUUUUAAUUGCCCCAUAGUGCUGUUAUGUUAAUGUGCUUUUAAAAACCUUUCCACACUGGGAUGAAAUGUAAUAGAAAGUGGAAUUGUACUUCUAUACUAUUCUCAUAAAAAACUAUUUAUUGGAUACCUCUUCUGAGCUGAGAACUGUAGGAGAAACAAGAAAGCAUAAUGUAUCCUCCCCAUCUCCCCAUGUGCUUUUCUAGUUAGGGGUAUCAAGUUAUAUUCUCACAUGUGCUUUAAUAUAAGGCAUUAAGUACUAUGUGAGUGGUUCACGUCGGUGGUUCCCAAACCUGACUGGUCGUCAGAAUCAUCUAGGGGGUUUAACAGUUUCACUGGCCUGGGCCCUGCCCCCAAAGAUGUCUAAUCUGUAGAGCUGAGCUGAGUCUUAUGCAUCUAUGCGUGCUUUUUAAAAUAAUUAUAAAAAACCUAUCUAUACAUACAAUAGAAAAUUUAAAAAUUACUAAAGAGUAAUCAGAUGACAAGUUUUCUCAUGGCGUGUUUGAGUUUCUCAGAGGUAACCACUCUUACAAGAUUCUUUUUAAUCCUUCUGGAUGUACACUGGGCAUAUAAAGUUUAUGUUGUCUAUCUGUCAAUCUACUUUAAAAAUGAUUCCAUGCA
Messenger RNA from Equus caballus (horse), 1497 nucleotides. RefSeq names its product mitochondrial ribosomal protein L51 (gene MRPL51). NCBI's taxonomy places the organism in Eukaryota, Metazoa, Chordata, Mammalia, Perissodactyla, Equidae. Gene Ontology annotation, biological process: translation. The record is from RefSeq and is a predicted model, not a curated record. Gene Ontology annotation, molecular function: structural constituent of ribosome. Gene Ontology annotation, cellular component: mitochondrial large ribosomal subunit.